Engraulis encrasicolus (European anchovy) is the source of this 2481-nucleotide messenger RNA. RefSeq names its product SMAD family member 9 (gene smad9). The record is from RefSeq and is a predicted model, not a curated record. NCBI's taxonomy places the organism in Eukaryota, Metazoa, Chordata, Actinopteri, Clupeiformes, Engraulidae. Gene Ontology annotation, biological process: SMAD protein signal transduction; transforming growth factor beta receptor signaling pathway; anatomical structure morphogenesis. Gene Ontology annotation, molecular function: DNA-binding transcription factor activity, RNA polymerase II-specific; RNA polymerase II cis-regulatory region sequence-specific DNA binding; I-SMAD binding. Gene Ontology annotation, cellular component: heteromeric SMAD protein complex. Bases 206 to 1612 code for a protein of 468 amino acids. The transcript is spliced from 7 exons.
GUCUCCUUGCAAACAUACGCGGUACACCUCUGGGCAGACACAGGGAUAUUGAAAGUAGAGACUGUCAAGUUGCAGAAACGCGAGAGUUCAGCCAAAGCCUCCACCCUCAUUUGUCGGUCUUUUUGACUGACUGACUCCCCUCCCCCAGCUCAGCUGCGGACUCCUGAUAUCCAGAUAUCCAGGACCACCAGAACACCACACCAUCAUGCACUCCACCACCUCCAUCACCUCGCUCUUCUCCUUCACCAGCCCGGCGGUGAAGCGGCUGCUGGGCUGGAAGCAGGGUGACGAGGAGGAGAAGUGGGCAGAGAAGGCCGUAGACUCCCUGGUCAAGAAGCUGAAGAAGAAGAAGGGCGCCAUGGAGGAGCUGGAGAGGGCGCUGAGCUGCCCGGGCCAGCCCACCAAGUGUGUAACCAUCCCGCGCUCGCUGGACGGACGGCUCCAGGUGUCCCACCGCAAAGGGCUGCCGCACGUCAUCUACUGCCGCGUGUGGCGCUGGCCCGACCUGCAGUCCCACCACGAGCUCAAGGCCCUGGACUGCUGCGAGUUCCCGUUCGGGUCCAAGCAGAAGGACAUCUGCAUCAACCCCUACCACUAUCGCCGCGUGGAGACCCCAGUGUUGCCACCAGUGUUGGUGCCGCGCCACAGCGAGUUCAACCCGCAGCACAGCCUGCUGGCCAAGUUCCGCAACGCCUCCAUCCACAACGAGCCCCUGAUGCCGCAGAACGCCACCUACCCCGAUUCCUUUCCCAGCAUGCCCUGCAGCUCCUUCUCCUCCUCGCCGUCGGGCUCGCUCACGCAGUCGCCCAACACCACCGCCUACCCAGACUCCCCCAGCAGUGCUGCCGACCCGGGGAGCCCCUACCACAUCACUGCUGAAACUCCACCUCCUCCAUACUCCAUGAUGGAGACCACCACUCCAGAAGAUGUGAAGCCGACUGACUCCAAUAACCCCAACAAGCUCAUCUUCUCCGCCCCACACAGGGCAGACCUGCGGCCGGUAUGCUAUGAGGAGCCAGAGUACUGGUGUUCGGUGGCCUACUACGAGCUCAACAACCGCGUGGGCGAGACCUUCCACGCCUCCUCGCGGAGCAUCCUGGUGGACGGCUUCACCGACCCCUCCAACAACAAGAACCGCUUCUGCCUCGGCCUGCUCUCCAACGUCAACCGCAACUCCACCAUCGAGCACACACGCAGGCACAUAGGCAAAGGAGUGCACCUUUACUACGUGGGCGGGGAGGUGUACGCAGAGUGCCUGAGUGACAGCAGCAUCUUCGUCCAGAGCCGCAACUGCAACUACCAGCACGGCUUCCACGCCACCACCGUCUGCAAGAUCCCCAGCGGCUGCAGCCUCAAGAUCUUCAACAACCAGCUGUUCGCUCAGCUGCUGUCCCAGUCCGUCAACCACGGCUUCGAGGUGGUCUACGAGCUUACCAAGAUGUGCACCAUCCGCAUGAGCUUCGUCAAGGGCUGGGGUGCGGAGUACCACCGGCAGGACGUGACCAGCACCCCUUGCUGGAUCGAGAUCCACCUGCACGGCCCGCUGCAGUGGCUGGACAAGGUGCUGACCCAGAUGGGCUCUCCACACAACCCCAUCUCCUCUGUGUCUUGACGCAGGCACCGACACAGCGUCCGUGAAAUGGAACCGCACCAUAGGCUCCCCUACAGUAGAAGCCACUUUUUUUGCUCCAUGUUUUUGUGACUGAACCAUGAUUGUUACUUCUUGCAAGGUCCAUCUAGAAACCCCUUGGAAGUUACAUGGUAUCUGCAUGGAACAGGAAAAAACAAAUGGCUUCUAUUGUGCCUAUUUCAAGCAGCCACAAACUGUAACCACUCUUGCCUAAACACAGUGUGCAGUGUGGGUAUUUGUGGACACAUUGUAGGUAUUCUACAUCAAAAGAGUAUUUGAAGUAAUCCUAUUUCAGAAUUUAUUGCUCUCCGAGACGGAGGUGUUAUUCCUCUCAAAUAUGGAAAAAAGUGCACUAAAACCUAGGUCUGCGACCACUUUUUUGCUGUCAAAGUCAAUGUUCAUUUCAGUUGUGUGUGUGUGUAAGAAAAGAAAAACUGAAGAACAAACACAGUUGUAGAAUAGUUUCCAAGCUUUUUUUGGUGUUACUUUCAAAAGAAUUUGCGAUUCUGUUUAUAAAAGUUUGCUGUAUAUGUACAAUGCUAUUCAACACUCCAGCGGUCUGGAGACAAAGUGGGAUCACUACGUAGGUACUAAAAACUCCUGAUGUUAUGUUAGAUGGUGCUUGUGUUGGUUAUGUUACUGAAUUGCAGCCUGUGUAACAUUUUACUCGUUUUGCUGUAUGUGUUUUGUUGGAUUGUUUUUUUAAUAUAUAAAUAUCAUUUCUUCCACAAAAGCCUCUGUUAUUGCUUUUAAAAUGAUAAAGAAUAUUUUCUUUUAUUUGUAUUGACAACCAUUUAGUUUGUUUAGUAUUUUUGGCACUGAAGAGUGGCAGAUUGCCUUUACGUCCCACU